Molecule: messenger RNA, 507 nt
Organism: Laccaria bicolor S238N-H82
Lineage: Eukaryota; Fungi; Basidiomycota; Agaricomycetes; Agaricales; Hydnangiaceae
Exons: 2
Biological process (GO): transcription by RNA polymerase III
Cellular component (GO): transcription factor TFIIIC complex
Molecular function (GO): protein binding
Source: RefSeq, a predicted model, not a curated record
GUCCUCUCUCAACAAGUUCGCUCCCUUAUUGGUGAUGGGAAUCAAGCGUAUGUAGACAGCAACUUACCUGAAGCGAUCCGGAUGAUGCAAGAAGUCAUACGCAUUGAACCGCGCGCGGCGAGUGCUUGGUCUGUCCUUGCACAGUGCUAUGAAGAUAUGGAACAAGGGCAGAAGGCGCUCCAGCUUAGGAUCAUGGCGGCUCACCUUCGACACGAUGCGGAUGAGUGGGAUCGAUUGGCGAGGCAGUCAAGGGAACAUGGGUAUAACCAACAGGCGUUAUACUGCUAUCGAAAAGUAUAUAGUCUUGACCCGACAAAUGUCGACGCGUUGUGGGAUCGAGCAUCGUUGGCAAAGGAGAUUGGGGAUUUUCGAACAGCUCGCAACGCGUUCACAUCAAUCCUUAAACGGUUUCCACACGACCUGACCGUUCUUCGCGAACUCCACACCAUUCUCGUCGAGCUCUCCGAACUCCCAACUUGUGCCGACCUCCUCCAAGCCGCGUUUGAC